CACUGUCAUGUCUGCCCGAAGAAAGAACCCUCAAAUUCCUAGCUUACCCCGACUAAGUAAUAUCGUACAACAAUUGAAAUGGCUAUGCCGCGCCACAGUCACAUACGACCGAGCUUAUUGGGUAUGGAUAGCGCCAGCCCAGACUACUUGUGUGCUCUUUAGCCCAUUGUUGUAUCCUCAGCUUGGUUUUCCCAAGGUAUCUGAACCCCUAACAGCCCAAUAUGACAUCUUCUCAACCCCGUGAGUCGCCUUGGUCUUGAUGCCCCUGAGCGGUCCGUCUGUCCCGUAUCCCUAUCUUGGCUGCCUCCAUAGCCAUGCUGCUCGUCGCUCGACGCCCUCUUUUGUCUUUCUCUCAACCCUCUUCCCCGUCCUUGGCUUGUUACCGCAUCUAACUCGAGAACCGGCGGG
Molecule: messenger RNA, 408 nt
Organism: Parathielavia appendiculata
Lineage: Eukaryota; Fungi; Ascomycota; Sordariomycetes; Sordariales; Chaetomiaceae
Exons: 1
Coding region: 8-244 (78 amino acids)
Source: RefSeq, a predicted model, not a curated record